This is a messenger RNA of Tricharina praecox, 1434 nucleotides long. Its product is annotated as putative amidoligase enzyme-domain-containing protein. NCBI's taxonomy places the organism in Eukaryota, Fungi, Ascomycota, Pezizomycetes, Pezizales, Pyronemataceae. The record is from RefSeq and is a predicted model, not a curated record. The transcript has 3 exons. Bases 1 to 1434 code for a protein of 477 amino acids.
AUGCGCCUUCACCUCACUGGUGAAGAAGGGUCCUAUGUCGGUUGGGACGAGUGCAACGACUACAAGAUCGUCCACUCGGACAAGCAUAGGGCGAGAGUGAACCUUUUCGACAAGGUCGUGCGCCAUGUGCGCCACGUCCUUGUCGCCACCGGCCGGCUCGCUCCACCUAUCGUUGCUCGUCACAACAGCCGCCUCACAUUUGGCAUGGAGCUCGAGAUGGUGGUUGUGGGCUGGUCGAGUGAGAAGACAGGAUUCAACGCCGUCGAAGGGUCCUUCAACCGAAUCAAGUGGGCGGGGGAGAAGUCUUACGAGUGCCAAGUUUACCAUGGCACAGGAAGCCCAGACCGAUCAAAAUUCCUGAUCAUGAGGGAUGGCAGUAUCAACUCACGCGUCUGCGUGAAGCCCUGGUUGAAGAUCCCCAGCAGCCCUCGUGGCCAGACCACCGGUAACUCGACCGUCGAGGAGCGUCGCCUUGUGGCGAACAAGAUUCUUGCGCCAAAGAGCCCUGAGGAGGAAAGGAAGGCGUGGUGGUCGAGGGGCUCGAAUGAUACCUACUACCUCACUCGUGAGGAAAAUGUGACCAAAUGGUUGGAGGAAUAUCUCCAUGACCUCUCAGACCCGUGCUUCAUAUUGGGAGCCCCUGUUGAAAUGUGCACGCCGAUCUUGACUCAGGACACAUACGAGCCGGCUAUUGAAUCCGUGCUAUCACACUUGACUGAGGAUUUGGCGUUGCAUUUCAACGAGAGCACGGGUCUGCACGUGCACGUGGGCUGUGGCAAAGGCAACUCGUGGAAACUCGAGGAGCUUCAGGCAAUCGCUAAGGCGGUGUUCCUCUUUGAGGAUGUCAUCGACCUGAUGCACGCAGCCCACCGCGUGGAGGAGAACUGGAUGAUCGCCUCCAAUAGAUGGAAUCCAGCUGUACGGGGCCUCACCAUCGAGGAAGCUUUUUCUGUGAUCGACGCCACCCUCUCGACGCAAGAAUUCCUCAACGUGGUCGGAAACAGGAAGUGGCACAAGUACAACUUCACCACCAACGACAUGUACGGUACCAUCGAAUUCCGACAGUCCGAAGCACAUGGGAACCCCAAAAAGGCGGUUGAAUGGAUCCGCUUCAUCUCUUGUUUUGUGUCCGCCGCACUAGGAGCUGCCAAGUGGGAGUGGGCCAUGUGGGCAGAGCAACUAGGAGGGGAGGCGGUGGGGAACAAGCCCAGGCCUGAACGUCGCCUAAGCUACCUUCACCUUUCAGAGGAUACCUGGGAACGUUUCGGCAUACCUUCCCAUCUACGCCGCCUCAUACCGGAGAUGUAUGAGGAGCAUACAUACCGGGUCCGUAUGGCAAAGCUGUCGGAAGUUUACGAUGCCGCUGCCGCCUGUGCUCCGAAUUUCAUCCGCAACGUUGCCGCGGGCGAUCGCCAGCCAAGUCCUAGCGAUUAG